Effrenium voratum is the source of this 1226-nucleotide messenger RNA. The record is from the annotation of a GenBank genome assembly. NCBI's taxonomy places the organism in Eukaryota, Dinophyceae, Suessiales, Symbiodiniaceae.
GAAGGGACCCACAGAGGCUCCAAGAGGAACGCUCGAGGCUUCGAGCCAUGGCCUUGCUGUUUCAGGUCCUGGUUUUGCCAGUGGCCCUUCACCUGAACAGCCUGGGAGGCCCAGACUUCGUAGAUCUCCAUGAGGAUGUCUCCCUUUGCCCUGCGACCUGGCAGGCGGCCGGCCAGCGGCUCUGUAACAAAGAUGCCCUCCAGAGGAUCGCAGAUGCGAACAUCCACCGGCAAGCCAUCGAGGGGUUCCUGGUGCAGCCUUGGGCUUUCCCAGGUCUGGAGUCCAGCACGAGGGCCUUGGCAUCAGCAGUCAUCACUGCCUAUGACAUGCUCGUGGCGUGGGCGCUGGAUCAAGGCUGCCUGUAUGCUCACGGCUUCGCGCUGCUGGUCUCAGCGUUGCGGGUCCACUUCCUGAUUCUCAUCGCCGGAGUUGUCCAGGACAUUUGCGGCUGUGUGCUGUUCUGUGUGAGGAAGACCUUGCUGCGGAUGCUCGCGCCCCUGACCGAAGCUUUCAGCCUGAUGGCCGGCCUUUGCAGCCGCUCCCGCCGUGAGCGCCCGGUGGUGCCCCGAAAGGUGCUCUCGGUCGCGCCGGUGCCGCUGAACGCCUCGGCGGUGCGGCGCCGCACGCGGCAGGCGCUGGAGGCCCUCGCGGAAUCGACGCAAGCCUUGGCCAAGGCCGGCUUGACGCCCGAGGACAUGGCACUCCACGCCGCGGAGCUGCACUACGCCCAAGAGAGGUGCCACCCCAUGCGGGAGAGCGAGCACGGGGAAUGGUGGCUGCCAGAGGGCGUGCAGCUGGAAGUGCCCCGGCUGCGGCUCAGCGAUUCCCUGCGCCUCUUGGGGCUGCUGCUUCCGCUGCCCUGCACGGUGCAGUUGCUGGAGGAGACGUUGCCCAUUCCGCUGCAGGGCCCGCUGUUGGGCGCCUGCGGCAUCUUCUGCGCAGCCGCCAGCGGCUUGCUCAGCGAAGGGCACCAGGCGUGGCCCACAGCGCUGCUGGCGCUGCUCCGCGCGCUGCUCGCGGCGCUGGGCGCGUGGAGCGCCAGCUACGCGGCGCUCUCCGCGGCGCUGCUGGCCUCCGUGGACCUGCGGCGCCUGGACCACCGCGGGCGCCGGAGCCGGGCGCAGCUGGCGGCGGUCUUCGGGGCGGCGCACGUGGCGUCCAUCUUCAAGUCCCAGGUGUGGGACAUGGAGGAGGCCUAUGGGGUCGUUGAGAAAGGUUCGGACUAA